CUCAAUGUAGAAUAUAAGAAGUAUAACUGUAGCUCUGAUGCUUGUCCUUAUCUUGAAAAUUGUAGAUAUUUUUUAGCUUUCUGCAAGGAAAUAGAAAAUAAUUCUGCCUACUAUGUGACUAAUUUUCCAUGCUUUUUAGUUGUAAUAUCUGGGCCUUACUUUUCUGUUUCUGAUGCUGUGUUUGCAAAUGUUGCUAUAGUUGACCCACUUACUGUAGUCUUUCUCCUUAUUUGGCAAAAAUAUGAUGAAACAAUGAUGAUAUCAAUUGCCAAAACAUUUCAUGCUUUAAAAAUCUCUCUCAAACUUCUUAAUCAAUAUUAUGCUAAUGUUGAUGAAUUAAUUCAAGAUGUACCUCAAACUGCCUAUUCUGUGCAUCCUUCAUUUCCAGAAGUAAUUAUAGAUGAUAAAUCUUACAUGGUUCAAAUUAAUUCCCAAAUCAGCACAUAUCUUCUUUGGGAACUCUUAGCUGAAGUUGGAUAUGCCCCAAAGGUCAUUGCUACUUUAGUUAUUCCUGGAAAUUGGCUUUUGAUUUAUAUAGAAUGUCUUAACAAUCACUCAAUAUUACAUAAUAUCUCUAACCUUAAAGAUUCAGAACAAAAUUCUCUAAAAAAGAAAAUAAAAGAAGUUAUCGAAUAUUUGUAUAAUUUAGAACACAUCCAUGGAGACUUGUGUGAAGGAAAUAUACUAGUUAGGCAACUUGAAGAUAAUGAAUUUGAUGUGAAGUUAAUCGAUUUUGAAUGGUCAGGGAAGGUUGGUUCUGCGCAUUAUUCUCCUUUAAUGAAUCGUGAAGAUAUUUAA
Molecule: messenger RNA, 798 nt
Organism: Racocetra persica
Lineage: Eukaryota; Fungi; Glomeromycota; Glomeromycetes; Diversisporales; Gigasporaceae
Source: the annotation of a GenBank genome assembly